Messenger RNA from Acaulospora morrowiae, 1167 nucleotides. The record is from the annotation of a GenBank genome assembly. NCBI's taxonomy places the organism in Eukaryota, Fungi, Glomeromycota, Glomeromycetes, Diversisporales, Acaulosporaceae.
AUGAAUUCGUUAUGGUCAGUUUAUUCUUCCACCGCCAACGAAAAUUUGGAUGAUAUUACACUUCCAACUUCACGAUUUCUAAUGCAAUGUAAUGAUCUCGGUAUGCACCCUCAAACACUUGAUGAGAAUUACAGUCCAGAAAUUACCGGUAUUUAUGAUGGCGCUUCAGAUUUCUAUCCGAUGAUUCCACCGAAAAGUAAUGAUGAUUACGCCUAUGUCAACGCCACAACAUGCCUAAUUCCCAUGAUUCCAACGAGCUUUGUGACCCACGAAACAAGCACCAGUCCAUCAUUAUCAUGUAAGAAAAACAGUUCGAAUACGAUCCAUUCACCUACCCCAAGUUUGAUUACAGACGAUGAGCAAGAUCCACAGCAACAGAUGCAAUUUAUGUACGAUUUCCAGCUUCAGGCGAUUAACGAGUCAUUCAACAAUCCGCCAUCACCAGAUUUUCAUACAAAAGGAUCUUCACCUGUCCAAUCAAAACAAUUAUCACCGGAUCUACAUGAUAAUCAUUUAAAUAUUCCCAACCAACAGUUGCCUUCCCCUGUUUCCACCGACAGUGACGGACUCGGUAUUGAUCGUUUAACACCACCUCCAUCACACCAAACUACCCCAAAGCAAAAAAAACGUCGUGUUAGUAAAAAAUCUUCUUUAAAUAAUAUGAAUAUUAUUACCGAAAGUCAACAAACUCGACAGCAUUCAAACAUUUUCACUACCAUAAACACUCGGGACCUAUCAGACGGUACCUGUGAGUACGACGUCUGUGACGACAGCCUAAAUAAUUACGUUUUCCCUUCCUCAGCCUCAGCCUCAUCCUCAUCCUCUAGGCGAAGUUCUGUGUGUGCUGGCACCAAGAGGAAGGUGAUCGAUGAUUCGGAUGAGACUCCUGAAGAAAGACGUCGAAAGUUCUUGGAGAGAAAUCGUAUUGCAGCAUCCAAAUGUCGACAGAAGAAGAAGGCCGCCAUGCAAGAAUUAAAAGAACGAGCAGAUGCUAUAGGCACGAGGAAUGCUUCGUUGCACGGAUUCGUGAACGAUCUUCGUGAAGAACUUUUGACCCUAAAGAAUCAACUGCUCGCUCACAGGAACUGUAAUUGCAACAUCCUUCAAGAAUAUAUUAGGAAGGAUGCCCACGCCAACGCACCCGCCACAGCAACACAAAAAAACUAA